CGCCGGGGGCGCGCGCGCGCGCUGGGCGCUGGGCUGCAGCGGCGGUUACUAUGGCGGAGUCGGCCGGAGCCUCCUCCUUCUUCCCCCUUGUUGUCCUCCUGCUCGCCGGCAGCGGCGGGUCUGGGCCCCGGGGGAGCCAGGCUCUGCUGUGUGCGUGCACCAGCUGCCUACAGACCAACUACACGUGUGAGACAGAUGGGGCCUGCAUGGUCUCCAUCUUCAACCUGGAUGGCAUGGAGCACCAUGUGCGCACCUGCAUCCCCAAGGUGGAGCUGGUCCCUGCUGGAAAGCCCUUCUACUGUCUGAGCUCCGAGGAUCUGCGCAACACCCACUGCUGCUAUACUGACUUCUGCAACAAGAUUGACCUCAGGGUGCCCAGCGGGCACCUCAAGGAGCCUGAGCACCCCUCCAUGUGGGGCCCUGUGGAGCUGGUGGGCAUUAUUGCCGGCCCGGUCUUCCUCCUGUUUCUCAUCAUCAUCAUCGUUUUCCUUGUCAUCAAUUACCACCAGCGUGUCUACCACAACCGCCAGAGACUGGACAUGGAGGACCCCUCAUGCGAGAUGUGUCUCUCCAAAGACAAGACACUCCAGGAUCUUGUCUACGAUCUCUCCACGUCAGGGUCUGGCUCAGGCUUACCCCUUUUUGUCCAGCGCACGGUGGCCCGAACCAUUGUUUUACAAGAGAUUAUCGGCAAGGGCCGAUUUGGGGAAGUGUGGCGUGGCCGCUGGAGAGGUGGUGACGUGGCUGUGAAAAUCUUCUCUUCUCGUGAAGAACGAUCUUGGUUCCGGGAAGCAGAGAUCUACCAGACAGUCAUGUUGCGCCAUGAAAACAUCCUUGGAUUCAUUGCUGCUGACAAUAAAGAUAACGGCACCUGGACCCAGCUGUGGCUUGUCUCUGACUAUCACGAGCAUGGUUCCCUGUUUGAUUAUCUGAACCGAUACACAGUGACCAUUGAGGGGAUGAUUAAGCUGGCCCUGUCCGCAGCCAGUGGGUUGGCGCACCUGCACAUGGAGAUUGUGGGCACUCAAGGGAAGCCUGGAAUCGCUCAUCGAGACUUAAAGUCCAAGAACAUCCUGGUGAAGAAGAAUGGCAUGUGUGCCAUUGCAGACCUGGGCCUGGCUGUCCGUCAUGACGCAGUCACAGACACCAUCGACAUCGCUCCAAAUCAGAGGGUGGGGACCAAACGAUACAUGGCUCCGGAAGUACUGGACGAAACCAUCAACAUGAAGCACUUUGACUCCUUCAAGUGUGCCGACAUCUAUGCCCUGGGGCUUGUAUACUGGGAGAUUGCUCGAAGAUGUAACUCUGGAGGAGUCCAUGAAGAAUAUCAACUGCCGUAUUAUGACUUAGUACCCUCCGACCCUUCCAUUGAGGAAAUGAGAAAGGUCGUCUGUGACCAGAAGUUACGGCCCAACAUCCCCAACUGGUGGCAGAGUUACGAGGCGUUGCGGGUGAUGGGGAAGAUGAUGCGGGAGUGCUGGUACGCCAACGGCGCUGCCCGCCUGACGGCGCUGCGCAUCAAGAAGACGCUGUCCCAGCUGAGCGUGCAGGAAGACGUGAAAAUCUAAGCUGCUCCUCUGCCUACACACCGAACCUGGGCAGUGAAGACGACUGCAGCCGCCGUGCUCAGUGUCCUGGAGGCCUACCUCUUGUUUCUGCCCAGCCCUCUGACCAGAGCCCUAGUCUGUAAGAGGGACAGAGCCCGGGAGACUCCGACACUCCCAUAUUGGGUUUGAGACACAGACACUUUUAUAUUUACCUCCUGAUGGCGUGGAGACUCUGAGAGCAAGUUAUGUAGAGAACUCAAUGCCGAAAGUCAACUGCUCGCAGUGGGAAGUACACGAAGCCCAGCGCAUCCGGCCUGUCGCCGGCAAUGGUGAAGGGGAGCUGGGCUCUCGCCGGAGCAGGAGCAGUCCCUGUACCUUGUGGUCUGCUGGUCUGCAGGUUUCCUCCAGGGACCAGUCAACCUGGCACCGAGGUAUUCAGAGGAACCGGAAGUGUAGCCGCUCUCACAGGCAGUCCUGAGCCACACCACCCCUUCUCAUGGACAUCUGGAGGGACUGCCAUUAGAGAUACCACCUGCUGCCUGUCUGUCCAGCCAAGUGUGCAUGUGCCGAGGUGUGUCCCACAUUGUGCCUGGUCUGUGCCACGCCCUUACGUGUGUGUGUGUGUGUGUGUGUGUGUGUGUGUGUGCACUUACCUGCUUGAGCUUUCUGUGCAUGUGCAGGCCAGGGUGUGGUGGCCAUACUGUCUCCGAGUGCUGGCACCGCUGUCACAGUGAGCAGCAUCUGUUCACCUGGUGCCCUCCUCAAGGUCUCUCCUGUCCCCAGCCCCUGUCGGGGUGGCCCUUUUCUCAGCAGGCUGCUUGCCCACCCUGUGCCACAGGCCCUCCUCUUCCAUUUCAGACCAGAACCAAAGCUGGCCCACUUGUCCAUGGUAUGAGAGGCUUUUGGGUCAGAAUUGGGGG
Peromyscus eremicus (cactus mouse) is the source of this 2467-nucleotide messenger RNA. RefSeq names its product activin A receptor type 1B (gene Acvr1b). Gene Ontology annotation, biological process: protein phosphorylation; nervous system development; activin receptor signaling pathway. The record is from RefSeq and is a predicted model, not a curated record. Gene Ontology annotation, molecular function: activin receptor activity, type I; ATP binding; activin binding. The transcript is spliced from 9 exons. Gene Ontology annotation, cellular component: plasma membrane; activin receptor complex. The coding region runs from base 51 to 1568 and encodes 505 amino acids. NCBI's taxonomy places the organism in Eukaryota, Metazoa, Chordata, Mammalia, Rodentia, Cricetidae.